AUGUGGGUAUCGAUUCCCCCACUCGCUGCAGUCCUCGCGAGUAUGUUGGCGCUUGCGAAUGUGAACCUCGCGCAGUCAGCUACCUCCACUACCAGUACCUCAGAGUCGGGAUAUUUGAUCGGGUGGUAUAUUGGGCCAUCGUCUACGGAACGGCUCACGGCCGCUAGUCCCUGGGUGACAUCGGGGACGUAUGCUGGAGAGUGUACCACUACUGAUGUUGAUCAGUGUGUCCUGCCUACAGCAUGUUAUGAUAACGUCCUUACAUAUAAUAAUGGCCAGACAUAUGACUGCGGCACGGGCAUGUCCUGUGUGACGUUCACGGCUUACGAAACAUCCCCAAACGGACUCCCCUCUGCCAGCAACAUUAUUUGCGGCGUCUGGACUGCUUGGACAAUUUAUCAUGAGCUCCCAUCCUCUACAUCUACUUCAUCCGCAAAUUCUACGACGGGCGCGCCAUCUGUCACGCCCGGUCCGUCCAAUAUCACAGCCACUACAACAAGCACAAGCCAAACGCAGAACAAUACCUCCGAACCGCCCUCGUCUUCCUCAUCCGGCAGUCAGGCCUGGAUCGCUGGUGCCGUAAUUGGCCCCCUCGCAGGUUGCGCUAUCAUUGGUGCCGCUGUGUUCCUCUUUUUCCGUCGUAAAACCAACUUGGACUAUACUGCACCACCGCAAACACUGCUCCCACAAGAUGGGUUGUAUCACGGACUCGGCGCGAAGCCCUAUUCACGGGGGACAUCGGAGUUGCCCAGUGCGGAAUAUCAUGGAUAUACGCCAGUUGCUGAGCUGCCGAGUAACCAACAGGCAUAUGAACUAUCCUCAGCACGAGACUGA
Molecule: messenger RNA, 834 nt
Organism: Aspergillus ochraceoroseus IBT 24754
Lineage: Eukaryota; Fungi; Ascomycota; Eurotiomycetes; Eurotiales; Aspergillaceae
Product: EGFR-like transmembrane domain-containing protein
Exons: 4
Coding region: 1-834 (277 amino acids)
Source: RefSeq, a predicted model, not a curated record